AGGUCCCUGGUCCUUGGAAGAGAUCAGCUUUUCUCUGCUCCCUAGGCAGGGACACCAUUGGAUGACUGAUCUCUUCCAGGGACCAGCAUUUAGGGGAACGAAUCCACUGAGGGAUUCCCAGGCUUGGGCUGGUGUGUCCUGCUGUCUUCCCAGCAGAGGAGCUAGGAAUGAGUGAAGUAGGGAGGAGAGCCUCCAGGGUGGCUGGCUGGGGAUCACUUGGACCAGGAAUCAGAAAAAAGGGGACUUGAUAGGGUUUUUGGAGGAAAGCACUGUUCAACUCUGUCUGUUUCACAUUAUGUGCAAAUUCACUCUCAGUAGUAUUGUGGAAUUCAGUAAAACCCCUUGCAAAUUGCAUGCCUUGACAUGUUCCUCAAGGUUACCAAGGUCCUGGUUACAGUGACACGGUUCUGUCAGAAAUUCUCUUCUGGUAUCUUACCAUCUCAGUAUGUGUGCCUUUGUGUGCGAAAAAUUGGUGGGAGGCAACUCUGGGGCUCACGAGUAUAUAGAUUUGGGGGAUGUCUGUGUUCUCACCUUUUCCUCAUGUCUCAGUUAAUAUGUUCUGAAUAUCUUCCUGGUCCAUGAAGUGAGACGGAACACGGAAACUGAAACUGAUUCUGUGUUACAUAUAUACAAUCAAAUUAUAAUUAUACUCUUCGAUGAAAAUGUUGUUCAUGCAGCCGGAUGUGACUGUUUGUAGUGGCCUGGAGGACUUUAGGAUAUUGUGGCCAGCUGGAUCUUGUAACAUUUUGGAUUCUCCUGGCUUCUCAUGUUUGGGAUGGUAAUAGAAGAAAAGGCUUCCAUUUUUCCCCGUUUCUGUUGAUAAAACAUCACACACUUGUGACCCUGUGCUUCAUGGAGUGCUGUGUGCUGUGGUGGGUGUUUAAGGAGGAGAUGGAAGUUUUUCCAAAAGACUAUCCAAAAGAAUUGAUAGUCUAUUACAAAGAAUUGAUAGUCUUAACAUGGAACUGUUCUUUUAUCUGCAUAGCAUUUCUCCAAGGGGUUCUGUUCCCUGAGGGUAGAGAGACAUGGAGACUGGAAGUGAUCACAGUAAAAAUGUAGCAAUAAAGUCCCGUGUUCUUGAUGCUCUUACAUUCACGAGGAAUUGAGUGUGGCCAGAGAGGAUGGGUCUAAUGACCCAGGCAUAGAGUGAACGUUGAGAAAUCAAAGUCCCUUGUGAGUUACGAAUUGAGUAGAGAUCGCCAGUGCCGUCCGUCUCCCCCACCCUCCUGUACACAUACGUGGGAUGUUUCAGGACUCAGUGGCCUUUGAGGAUGUGACUGUGCACUUCAGCCUGGAGGAGUGGGCUCUUCUGAAUCCAUCCCAGAAGAAACUCUACAGAGACGUGAUGCAAGAAACCCUCAGGAACCUGGCCUUAGUAGGAGAAAAAUGGGAAGACCGUAACGGUAAAAGUCUGUACGAACAUCAUCAGACAAAUCUAAGCAGGCCUGUGGUUGAGAGUCCCUGUAAAAAUAAAGAAGGUAGUCCGUGUGAAGAAUCCUUCAGCCAGAAUCCAAAUCAUAAGCAACUAAAGAAAACUCCUGCUGGAAUAAAGCUACGUAAAUGCAGUUUCUGUGGACAAGUCUUCAGACAUCAUUCAUCCUUUAGCAGGCACAUGAUCUCCCACACUGGCCACAAACUGUAUGAGUAUCAGGAAUAUGAAGAGAAGCCUUAUAAAUGUAAGGAGUGUGGGAAGGCCUUCAAGCAUCGCCAGUCCAUUCGAGUGCACGUAAGGACGCACACCGGAGAGAAACCGUACAAAUGCAAGCACUGCGGGAAGGCCUUUAAGCACUGCCAGUCCAUCCGAAAGCACGAAAGGAUCCACACUGGAGAGAAACCCUAUGAAUGCAAACAAUGUGGAGAAGCUUUCCGGUAUCGCCACAACUUUCAAAAGCACGAGCGAACUCACACUGGAGAGCAGCCCUAUAGAUGUAAGCAUUGUGGGAAAGCCCUCAGUUGUCUCAGUUACUGUCGAAUUCAUGAAAGAACUCACACCGGAGAGAAACCGUACGAAUGUAAGCAGUGUGGGAAAGCCUUCAGUUACGCCAGUUACAUUCGGAUCCACGAGAGAACUCACACUGGAGAAAAGCCCUAUGAAUGCAAGAAGUGUGGGAAAGCCUUCAGUUGUCCAAAUUACUUUCGAAAACACGAGAAGACUCACACUGGAGAGAAACCCUACGAAUGUAAGCAGUGUGGCAAAGGCUUCAGCUGCCCCAGAUCCUUUAGAAGUCAUGAAAAGAGACACCGGGGCGAGAAGCCCUAUGAAUGUAAAAUAUGUGGAAAGACCUACAGUUGUCCCAUCUACUUUCGAAAUCACGAAAGGAGACACAGCGGGGAAAAGUCCUAUGAAUGUAAAAUAUGCGGGAAGUCCUUCAGUUGUCCGAAGUAUUUUCGAAAACAUGAAAGAAGCCACACGGGAGAGGAGCCCUGUGAAUGUAAUGAUUGUGAGAAUAGCUUGACUCCUCUCCCCGUAUUUCAAAGACAUGUGAUAAAGCACAGCGGAGAUGGGCCUUACAAGUGUAAAGAGUGUGGAAAAGUCUUUGAUUGUCCCACUAACUUUCGAUGUCAUGAGAAGAUACACAGUGGAGAAAAGCCAUAUGAAUGUAAGGAAUGUGGCAAAGCCUUCAGUUCCUCCAUGUCCCUUCAAAACCACGAAAGAAGUCACAGUAGGAAAAAACCUCACGAGUGUAAGGAAUGUGGUAAAGCCUUCAGCUUUCCCUGUUCCCUUCAAAAACACGAGAGAAGUCAUACUGGGGAGAAGCCCUAUGAAUGUAAGCAGUGUGGGAAAGCCUUCACUUACCUCAGUUCUAUGCAAAAGCACGAAAGGACUCACAGCGGGGAGAAACCCUAUGAAUGUAAGCAAUGCGGGAAAGCCUUCAUUUAUCUCAGUUCUAUGCAAAAGCAUGAGAGAACUCAUAGUGGAGAGAAACCCUAUGAAUGUGAGCAGUGUGGGAAAGCCUUCAUCACCCUGUCCAACGUUCAGAGGCACAUGAUCAAGCACACGGGAGAGGGACCCUGUAAGUGUAAGGAAUGUGGCAAGGCCUUCGAUUGUCCUAGUUCAUUGCGAACCCAUGAACGUACUCACACUGGGGAGAAGCCCUAUCAGUGUAAACACUGUAGUAAAGCCUUCACUCGCUCUAGUUCUUUACGAAACCAUGAAAGAACUCAUAAUGGAGAGUAGCAAUGUGAAUGUAAGGAAUGUGGAAAGUUCUUCGUUCUAGUUCUUUCUGAAUACACAAAAGAACCCACACUGGAGAGGACCCUUACAAACAGAAACAAUAUGGUAAACUCUCUACUCCCUAUGAUGUUCAUGUACAUGGAAUUCAUACCAGAGAGAAACUCUCAAUGUAGGGAAAGCUGUGCAAGCUUUCAUUGACCACACAGUCUUUGGAGGACACAAAAGAGUGCUCACGGGGGAAAAAAACCAUACAAACAUAAAGAAUCAGGGAAAGCCAUCCAUGCAUUUCCAUGGGAGGCCACGGAAGAACUCACUGGAGAAUUCUGUUGAAUGUAAACAUUGUAGGAAAAUUAAUUUGCCCCAUCUUCCUAAAAAACCACACGAGAAUAUACAAGGGAUAAAUACCUUAUAAAUGAAAAAUAAAGGAAGCUUUUUAAUUUAAAAAGAUAUGUUCAAAGUCAUUUGAAAACCUGCAUUGUAAAGAAACAGUGUAAGUAAUAUGGGUAAGCCUGAUGCAAAUUACUGUACAAUAAAUGCUCCCCCAGAUUCAC
This is a messenger RNA of Neogale vison (American mink), 3726 nucleotides long. Its product is annotated as zinc finger protein 709-like. NCBI's taxonomy places the organism in Eukaryota, Metazoa, Chordata, Mammalia, Carnivora, Mustelidae. The transcript is spliced from 3 exons. The coding region runs from base 1244 to 3178 and encodes 644 amino acids. Gene Ontology annotation, biological process: regulation of DNA-templated transcription. The record is from RefSeq and is a predicted model, not a curated record.